This is a messenger RNA of Bicyclus anynana (squinting bush brown), 2112 nucleotides long. RefSeq names its product mitochondrial uncoupling protein 4 (gene Ucp4A). Gene Ontology annotation, biological process: response to cold. The transcript has 7 exons. The record is from RefSeq and is a predicted model, not a curated record. Lineage: Eukaryota; Metazoa; Arthropoda; Insecta; Lepidoptera; Nymphalidae. Bases 337 to 1287 code for a protein of 316 amino acids.
CUGAAUAGAAUAGUCACAAGUCGGUAGCGAUGUGAGUCGCACGACGGUUGUUCCGUUUCUCGUCUCCGCGCUCAUUCGCGCCGCGCGGUUACCACGAAUUUCGAGAGCGUACUUUGCACCCUUUCUAACUCGCUCUCAACCGCAUCGUUUAUCCUUCUUCAGUCACUCCUUCGAUAUAAUACAGCUCGUUCAUACAAUCACUUCAAUGUUUACAUUCUGCGGUAUCAAGCGAAAAUACAUAACAAGUUUGUACAGCGGUAGCAUCGGGCUGAGAUAGUGCUUUCACGAGGUAUUAUGGAAACCCGGAAGCUAACAGUGAGGUGAUAAACAAAGAAGAUGCCCGUUCUCCGUAACGCCGACCACCCGGCGGGGAAGGCCACCGACUCUGUGGCCGCUCGAUACGGCGUCGCCGUUUUGGGCUCCUGGGCGGCCGAGACAGCCACAUAUCCGUUCGACCUGACAAAAACGAGGCUACAGAUACAGUCAGAAGUUGCCGCAGCCAAACAUGGAUAUAAGAUGGAGAACCACGGGAUGAUAAAAACGGCAGUUGGCAUCGCGAAGCAGGAAGGGGUGCUGAAGCUGUGGACCGGUCUCAUGCCAAUGUUCCAACGUCACGCCAUCUACUCGGGCUGCCGGCUCAUCUUGUACGAGCGCUUCCGGGACGCCUUGAAAGACGAUGACGGGAAGGUGUCGUUAGCUGCCGCAUCUAUAGGCGGGCUGGCGGCGGGGUCGCUAGCGCAGCUGGUGGCGUCCCCCACCGACCUCGUCAAGGUGCAGAUGCAAGCUGAGGGUCGCCGCGUGCUGCAGGGCAAACCGCCGCGCUUCACCAACUGCCGACAGGCCUAUAGGCUACUUUAUACUGAAGCCGGCAUACUGGGCUUUUGGAGAGGUGCCAUCCCUAACGUUCAGCGCGCGGCAUUGGUGAACAUGGGAGAUCUAGCGGCAUAUGACUAUAGCAAACAAUUCCUGAUUCGCGAAUUCGGCAUGGCGGACACAAUGCUAGUGCAUGCUAUGGCUGCCUUCGCCGCCGGGUUCGUGGCCGCAGUUGUGGGCACACCCGCUGACGUGUUGAAGACUCGGCUUAUGAACCAACCCGUCGGACCAGAUGGAAGGGGAACUCUGUACCGCGGCAUGAUCGACUGCGUCCAACAAUCCGUGAAGAACGAGGGCAUAUUCUCACUGUACAAAGGCUUCCUCCCACUGUGGAUGAGACUGGGCCCGUGGGCUUUGAUCAACUGGAUAGCUUUUGAAAACAUCAUGCUAGCUAUCGGAGGACAUACAUUCUGAUUACCGUAUUUCUAUAAUAUAAAUAACUAUACACCAGUUAGCGAAUUUAUAAAACAAAUAUUAAUGGUAAGAUCAGUUUGAGAAAGUAGCGUCUGCCUUAGUUGGUUGACAUUAUUUGAAAUACAUAUAUUACGGUCAGGGGUCAUCCAUAAAUUAUGUCACACAACUUGAUGGCUACAGGGUUUGUGACAAGUAUGGGGGAGCAUUCUUAUCACAAACCCUCACAUUUGUGAGACUCGGCUUCCUAACAUGACAUCACAUCUAGAAAUUGUUAAAUUAAAACAGAAACUGCUCCAAAAUUAGUUUAUUUUCAUUUACAGAUUUGAAUAAAAUCAAAAUGAAUACCUACUAAUAAUAAAUAUUACAAAAUACGAAUAAUAAUAACUAAGAAUAAAGAAAAAAAUAAGUUACAUAAUAUCAUGAAUGACAGAUGGUGUUUGAAAAUGUGACGUCACCAAUCUAAGGACGUCCCCUUGUCACACUAUGUCACACUUCGUCAAUGCUCUUUUCCAAACUUAACUUGUGACGUAAUUUAUGGAGUGCUCUAACUGAACAGUAAGCAAGUGUGAAAUGCUUUGAUUGAAAAUGCAUUUAUUAAACACUAAAAUAAUGUUAUUGACAUCUUUACAGAUUUUUCCAAUGCACAUUGAUCAAAAGAAUUUUCCAAAUUGUUUGUCAACAUUGUAUGCUUUUUCAAUAGUGAUCGCUGAUCAAGAAUUUUUGUAAAUGUAGACCUACGAUGAUAUAGACAUUACUCGUGACAACAGAGACAUAUUGUCGAUCAAUGCCAGCAAAAUCGAAAAUAUCGCUCUAUCUCUUUCGUUG